Messenger RNA from Oncorhynchus nerka (sockeye salmon), 4299 nucleotides. RefSeq names its product forkhead box protein J1-B-like. The transcript is spliced from 3 exons. Gene Ontology annotation, molecular function: DNA-binding transcription factor activity; sequence-specific DNA binding. The record is from RefSeq and is a predicted model, not a curated record. Gene Ontology annotation, biological process: regulation of DNA-templated transcription. Lineage: Eukaryota; Metazoa; Chordata; Actinopteri; Salmoniformes; Salmonidae. The coding region runs from base 1259 to 2668 and encodes 469 amino acids.
GGGCUAUAUCUGUUCCUGGUUCUAAAUUUCUUGAAUGGGGCAUGUUUAUUUAAGAUGAUUAGGAAGGCAUUUAAAAAAAAUAACCAGGCAUCCUCUACUGACGGGAUGAGAUCAAUAUCCUUCCAGGAUACCCGGGCCAGGUCGAUUAGAAAGGCCUGCUCGCUGAAGUGUUUCAGGGAGCGUUUGACAGUGUUGAGUGGAGGUCGUUUGACCGCUGACCCAUUACACCCUGAGUUAGAAAGACAGAGUUUGUGAGCCUGUGUCCCAGACUUCCAGGAUCAGAGAAAGAGUGACUGUGAUGGAGUUUUCUACAAUGAUCAUAUUCAUUUUAACGGAAUCAUAGUUUCCCUGUCAGCUGGGUAUACCUACUGAUUAAAUAAUGGGUAUAGAAAAUACGAGAACCUAACAUCGACAAUAACCAGUAGAUGUCGCUAAUACAUCAUGUCAAAACCAGAAUUACCCAAUUUCAUCACAGAGCCAGUAUGUUCGCAAUGUCUACUACACACAAUCUCAUUAACUGUAACAUUUAUGCAUUCAAUGUCUAUAAAACGAGGAAUUAAUCAAAAGUCAAUUCAAAUAUCGACCAUGUGUAGGUAAAGUCACAUCACAGUUGUAAAACAUUUAACUCCAAAGGUGGCUGUUUUUACAAUUAACUAAGGAUGUAUUCAUUAUCUGCAAUUAUUCAGGAUACCGUUUAAAUAAUAUGUAUCAUUAGCUGUCCAAUAGCCUACAGAAGAGCCUUAGUAACAAAACGGCACUUUCGUUUUUAAAUCAAAACUCAUCCUUCUUACAAUUCAUAAAUGCACAACGUAUUCAAUGACAGUCAGAAGCCAAUUUAUUUCUGAUUAAUUAGGUAAAAAAUAUUACGUAGAAUAUUAAGUGCAAUUACAUUCUGUUUUCACUGAUUUGAGCCGUAGAAACAAAGGUGAAACCUGUAAAUCACGGAGCCAAUCAGCGACCUGCAAUUUGUUCAGGGCUAUUAAAACUCAAGGCGGUCUUUUCUGUCUUUCCCUCAGUAUGUUCGGAUCUGUUUCUCCGCCGUUGUGGGAUUAUUAUCACACAUCGACAGGAUCUGAAUGAAGGCUACUUUUGCAAAUGAAGUCUUGGGUUUACAUGUUUAGAUAGCAGUUCCUCACAAAGCCGUCUGUACAGACAUCGCAAUAACGUGUAAGAGGUUUGGGUACCAUAUGAGAACAGUGGAGCUGAUCACUCAAGUUGUACUGCGGAGUACACCAAGACCAAGCAGGGUCACUUUACAAUGCCAGUACUACCAAGUCAGGAGAUUGCCACCAGAUUCAAGGAGAAAUGUAUGAAGCUUCACCCAGAAGACCAAGACAAUGAGAAUGGUUCAGUGCACCUGGAUGACAGUCUCACCAGCCUCCAAUGGCUCCAGGACUUCACCAUAGUCAGUGCGAGUCUAGAAAGCCUACCGGGCUCCACUUGCCAGCCGUACCACCUGCCUCAGCCCAGCCACCUGCACCCUCAGGGCUCUGACUCCCCUUCCAGUCCACCUGCUGGGGACACUGCAGCCUCCGGGAUGCCUCAGAGUGCAGGCAGCCCCAUCACCUCCAGUGCCUCAGCCAACAGGACUAGUUACUACUCACUUCACCCGACAGUGACCAACCACCACCAGAUCACUGUGCCAGCCAAGUCCCUGGAGGAGGUAGACUUCAAGACCAACCACGAGGUGAAGCCUCCCUACUCCUACGCCACACUGAUCUGCAGAGCCAUGCAGGCAGGCAAGAAGAACAAGAUCACACUGUCUGCUAUCUAUAACUGGAUCACAGAGAACUUCUGCUACUACAGACACGCUGAGACCAGCUGGCAGAACUCUAUCCGUCAUAACCUGUCACUCAACAAGUGCUUCAUGAAGGUUCCCAGGCAGAAGAAUGAACCAGGAAAAGGGGGAUUCUGGCAGAUUGACCCUCAGUACGCGGACAUGUUUGUCAAUGGAGUCUUCAAGCGCAAGCGGAUGUCAGCCAUCCAUUUCAACACCCAGAGACACAGCAAAACCCAAGGAUCAUCCCGUAACCGGAAAACCCAGGAGUACCACCAGCAUUUUCAACAGGCCCACUACACAGUGUCCCACAGAGGAGCAGGUGCUGGGAACAGAUGCAAACUUAGUGGCACAAAGUGGGAGACAGUCCAUAAGUCACCACUGUUGACACCGGAUCUCAUGGAACCAGAGGCACUGAAGGGUGAACUAGACUGGGCCAUGGUGUUUGACGAUGUUCUGAAUGGGAGCAGCAAUAACUUUCAGGAUCUAGACAUGAACUUAGCUCUGAACUCCCUGGGCUGUAAGGUGGAGCUCUCCCAGCAGGAUCAGGGCCGGGCCUGGCACCUGGGGAGGUGGUGCAGUGGAGGGGCUGACCGGGACCACCAGCAGGCCUGCAGGUACAUGGAGGUGACCACCAUGGGCUGCUACAGCAUGGAGGAGAUCCAGCAGCACCUCAAUCUGACUGGGCUGCAGCAGCCGCUCCCUUUGGGGGUCCACCCACAGCACUUUGAGGAGCCGACACUGUUCCCUGAUGAGCAGCAGAGGCACCCCUGGGAGGAGCUGAAAGAGGAGGUGCAGGCAGUGCCUAUCACCCUGGACCAUAGUCUCAGCUUCUGUGAAGGCUUCUUCACUGAGAUGCAGCCAUGGGGGACAGCAGAGUCUUAUAUGUGACACCCUCACCCAGCACCAGCCCCAAUACUGAACAAGCAGUCCAGCAGGAGGCCAGAGGACCUAUAGACUACUGUUUUGCUACAUUAGCAUCAUGGAUUCAUUCAGAAAAACAUACGUUAAUUGAUUUUUGAUUUUUUAAAUAUUUUAUGUGCAUUUUCUAUUUGCUUUUUGAUUGUUUGCAUCUAUGAAAUAAACAUGCUGUUUUUAACGUAGCAUUGAAUGUCUGUUAUAGAACUAAUAAAUCUAUCCUAAUUAGCAACAACUUCAUUCCAAAAAUCUAUACACUAAAAUCUAUACACCAGUCAAAAGUUUUAGAACACCUACUCAUUCAAAGGUUUUUCUUUAUUUUUUACUAUUGUCUACACUGUAGAAUAAUAGUUAAGACAUCAAAACUGUGAAAUAACACAUAUGGAAUCAUGUAGUAACCAAAAAAGUGUUAAACUAAUCAAAAUAUAUUUUACAUUUUAAAUUCUUCAAAUAGCCACCCUUUGCCUUGAUGACAGAUUUGCACACUCUUGGCAUUCUCUCAACCAGCUUCAUGAGGUAGUCACCUGGAAUGCAUUUCAAUUAACAGGCGUGCCUUCUUAAAAGUUCAUUUGUGGAAUUUCUUUCCUUCUUAAUGCAUUUGAGCCAAUCAGUUGUGUUGUGGUAAGGGUGGUAUACAGAAGAUAGCCCUAUUUGAUAAAAGACCAAGUCCAUAUUAUGACAAGAACAGCUCAAAUAAGCAAAGAGAAACGACAGUCCAUCAUUACUUUAAGACAUGAAGAUCAGUCAAUCUGGAAAAUGUCAAGAACUUGCUCGCAUGAGGACCACCACAGGAAUGGAAGACCUAGAGUUACCUCUGCUGCAGAGGAUAAGUUCAUUAGAAUUACCAGCCUCAGAAAUUGCAGCCCAAAUAAAUGCUUCACAGAGUUCAAGUAACAGACACAUCUCAACAUCAACUGUUCAGAGGAGACUGUGUGAAUCAGGCCUUCAUGCACGAAUUGCUGAAACCACUACUAAAGGACACCAAUAAGAACCAACUUGCUUGGGCCAAGAAACAUGAGCAAUGGACAUUAGACAAGUGGAAAUUUGAUAUUUUACACACACACAUGAAGGAUAGUCGCUCUGGAUAAGAGCGUCUGCUAAAUGACUUAAAUGUAAAUGUAUAAGCAAUAAUGAAAAAUGUGUGUAUAUAGUGUUUUGGAACUCUUCACAUAUUAAUAUAAUAUAAUUUCAGAAUCAGUAUUUUGUGGGCAAUCAGAUCAGACAUAAUGCUAGAGAGAGUUGUGCCAUGACAGUUUUCUGGCUGUCCAACCGGCUGUCCAAUUAUGCUCUGAAAGUCUUCAACUGUAAAACUUUAUGAUGAUUUUUUAAUAUUCUUUCCAUUAGUAGAUAUUCUAAAAAGGCUCGGGAUUACCUAACAUUAGUAUAGCCAUGGUUGUAAGGGUAUGUUAUGUACAUGAUGUUUUAUGUAUGAUUCAAGUAAUACAGUUAAAAUAUGAAAAUACUGAAUAACUUUUUCAGCAUAGAUGGUCAUUUCUUUGGCAGUAAGUUUAUCUAAACGUGCAUGUGAUGAAUGGGGUGAUUAAUUAUUGAAUGAUUAAUUAAAAGGCUGUAAAUAAUGCAUUAAUUAAAUAAAGACAGUGGAC